Penicillium lagena is the source of this 2310-nucleotide messenger RNA. Its product is annotated as peptidase family M20/M25/M40 protein. The record is from RefSeq and is a predicted model, not a curated record. The transcript is spliced from 2 exons. The coding region runs from base 1 to 2310 and encodes 769 amino acids. NCBI's taxonomy places the organism in Eukaryota, Fungi, Ascomycota, Eurotiomycetes, Eurotiales, Aspergillaceae.
AUGACUGCCGGCCCCCCCUGUCUCGCAAUCACCAAUUUCAGUCGCCCGACGGCCGGCCAACCCGCCAAAUCGACUCCUUCUCGACUCCGCCGUGCUCGACCAACCGACCCCGACCAUGACCCUGAGUCUCCUCGAGUCCCACUUCAGCCGAAACGUCAAGCGUCCAAGUCCAGCUUGCGGGGUCUGUUUGGUGGCCGUGAUAAGAGCUCGCAGGCCGCCGCCGCGCAGCUCGAUAACAAGCUAGCCGAAAUCGACGAGGCCGAACGACCAGACCUGGAGGUGGCCUCCAUGUCGGAAGCUCCAUUGUCGCCUCCUCCCUGCCCGACUCCCCGGACAGCCACUUCCACUCCCGGUCUCACCUCCCCGAUCGUCGAGCACAAGGUCGAAUACAAACGUCAGCGCAACACACUCAAGUCGCCUCGCGCGAGAACCUUUGAGCAGAAGCCGCCCUCGCAGGAGCAGUACGGCUGGAAGCCUCCACCCCUCUUCCAAGCUUAUCCACAAGCUAUCAAGCAUGAAUGUCUCCCAGCACCUGCGCUGUCCGCGGAUUCGAUUCUGCGACUCAAUGCGGCGGCUGGAAAAGGCACGGCGGAAGAUAACCGCAGUGGAGAUGACCGUAAAAAGGAGCAAAAGGAACGCAAGCACCAGCGGACAGUCUCGAACACGAUGAACAAGGUGGAAUGGUCGCGUAAAAUCUUUGUGCUCGCAACUGCCGGUUUUAUACUUCAGUAUGGGGCGCAAGGGAAACAUGAUCGACUCCCCGAGAAAAUGCUCCAACUCGGUCCUCAGUCUGUAGCAUUCGCUAGCGAUGCCAUCCCUGGCAAACAUUGGGUGGUUCAAAUUUCCCAGAAUCCCGCGGCAGAUGCUGGCACACCUCCGGGCCCUGAACCUCCCAAGCCCCGGUUCUCACUCUUCCACCGAUCCCAAGCGCGCCGAUUUACACGAAGCAUGCUUCUGGUUUUCGACAACCCCGACGCCAUGAUUUCCUGGCUGGUGGCAAUCCGCACCGAGAUCGAGGCUCGCGGAGGGCCAAAGCUUCCUACAGAAAAGCAUUCCGAGGACGAGUUGACACCGCAGUUGCGUUCCAGAUCCAGCGUGCGCCAGAUCGUGCAGAAGGAUCCGAACCGCGUGUCCAGCGUGUUCCUUCAACCCCAGAUGCGGGAAGAAGAAGAUGACCUCCACUCUGUGGGAGGGCUGACCUUACCGUCUCGAUCAAGCUCAUACAUGUCGGACAAUCGCCGUUCGAUGGUCGACGUUUCGUCAGUAUCCACUGGUCCGACAGAGGCUACAGCGCCUAUGAAUGGUGCGGGUUCCUCAUUUACUUCCAAUGAUCCCCGUACCCCCUCGUUCACAUCUGCAAAUCCUACCUCGCCCACAAUUGGCCCCAGCUCUCCGGUUGCAGAGGCUCAUCUCACGGAGGAGAUCGAUCGUACCAACCCUCGCAGUCCAUCCUCGUCCGUCCAGGGUAAACGUCAAUCAUUACUCGGUUCCCCCUUUGGCCAUUCCACGCCUACUCCCAGCACCGUGGAUGUCUCCCAAACAACUUCUCGGCCCGACGGCUUGAUCCGGUGUGCCUCGCCUCCAGCUCCAAACUUCAGUGUCCCAUCGUUCAGCAAAAAGUUCGUUGCAAGACCGGGGCCGACCCCCAUCAAUCUGCUGUCGGGCCCCUCUUCUGCUGCCGGCUUUCUUCCUGCCUCCACCGUUUCUUCUUCCCCUCAGUCUCCCACAUUUAGUAUUGCCAGCUCACGGCAUACCGAAUCAACGGAACCACCCCUUAUGUCCUGGGAUCUGGCCGGCCGACGCACACUACGAACGUCUAGCUCUGAAGACGCCCUGACGAAGACCCUACGCUCUUCUCACGCCCCUACAAACUUCUCGCGGGUACCUCGAUCCACAGCGCCGGGGUCACCAGACUCCAGCAGCAGCUUCUCCCAGCGACCUGUCAGCGUGGUAAUGCGUCCAGGCAUGAGCCCCCCAGUCAACAGCGAGACACGGGUCCAAACGCUUUCUCCUCCUCCAGAGCCACUUCCCCGUCCCCGUGUCUCUGCUCUCUACGCCGAAACUCAGGCACAGAGCGUGUCACGCCGCAAGAGCAUGCCGGGCUUGCUCGUCGGUCCCCCCGCCGCUCCGCCUCCUAACUGCCCGCUGCCGAAGAUUCCUUCGCCUAUUCCUGCGCAGGCGUCGGCUACGUGGUCAAGUCCGCCGCCGCAUGAUCGGUUCUACGGGUUGUCGGAGGUGCGCGAGCGUGUUGAUCAGCGGAAAAGCACUUUGCUGUCUGGGCCGAAAAUGGCUUCUCCUAGACUAAGAUGA